GCUGCCGCGAGGGAAGCCCGCGGGCUCGCUGGGCGCCGCCAUCUUGCUGGCGUGCGGGCAGCGGGGCCAAGAGGGCGUGCUGGAGACCGGCCAGACGAGCGCGCACGCCACCGCCAGCGCGCCGCUGCAGGAGCGGGAAAGGCAGCCAGGGGCCGGGUUCAGGCUGGGGAGGGAGGCGGGGCCUGGCGGCGGGGCGGGGCUGGGGGCCGAGGCGGCGGCCCGGGUCGCGGAGGAGUGGGAGGCCUCGGGGCGGGAGGAGGCGGAGCCGGGGGCCCCGGCCGGGGCGGCACCGGCGGCUGCGGCUCGGGCUCCGCGGGUACUCUUGCGCCUGGCUGCCCGCCGCGAGCCCGGCGCGCGUGGUCCAUGGUAGGGUUUAGGCUUCCUCCACAAGAAGCGAAGUGGGUCGCGGAAGGCGCGCUGCGGCUGUGCUGAGAUCUUGGGCCGAGAUGAGUUCCGAGAUGCUUCUCGCAUCACCCCCAUCGCUUGGCUCAGACCCUUACCAGCCGCAAAACUUGAGGUUUUUCUGCCUUACGACGUGCCCACCUACACGCUUCUCGGUUCCUUGGCAACGCGCGACGGGGCGUGGCCUCACAGAGACCACACGGAAGGAGCCCCAGGUGGUUGUUUCAGAACAGUCUUGUACAAAGAACUUCAUUUUUUUACUUCCACCAGCCCAGGCUUGCCCCUCCCCCUGGCACAGUCUUCCUGUGAUGAAUCCUCUCCGUUUUUUGUGCUUGAAGAAGAACCAGGAAACUGAACCAUUUCCUGGAGUGUGAGUGCUUUGCAAGGACUCGGCUUAAGGCAGUGUUGGGGAAUUCCACUUCAUUUCUUCCUGAUGCUCAGAGCUCCUUCAGGCACCCCGUAGGAAGCCAUCCAUAGCCAUGGCAAGCCCAAGACACCCAGUAUCAGCCCAUGCUGUAGCCCUGGUGCAGAUGGAACGACUCCAGACAUUUGCCUUCUCUGUGUGCUGGUCAGACAACAGUGACACGUUUGCUCGCAGGAGCUGGGAUGAGUUUAGGCAGCUCCAGAGACUAACACAUGUGUCUCCCCAUCAGAAGACCCUUAAGAAAAUGUUCCCAGUGGAGGCAGGCCUGCUACGGAGAUCUGAACGAGUUCUUCCCAAGCUUCCUGAUGCCCCAUUGCUGACACGCCGGGGACAUACUGGCCGAGGCCUUGUACGUUUGCGGCUGCUGGACACUUAUGUACAGGCAUUGCUGGCAACCUCAGAACACAUAUUGAGGAAUUCAGCACUCAACAGCUUCUUUGCACCCAAACCUCUGGAUCUGGAGCCUCUGCUGCCUGCUGGCAGCCUGGUGAUCCUGCCCACACCAGAGGAGCCCUUAGCCCAACCCACAGGCAGCCUUGCCAUUCACAGCCUGGAGGCUCAGAGCAUGCGCAGUGUACAGCCUUUCCACACUCUUGACACAAGAGACAGACCUUUCCACACUCAGGCUCAAGAAAUUCUGGACAUAUUACUACGACAUCCUUCAGGCUGGUGGCUGGUGGAGAACAAGGAUCAGCAGAUAGCCUGGUUUCCAGCUCCCUACCUGGAGGAGGUAGCAAAGGGCCAAGGCCAGGAGUCAGGCCUGGCUUGGCAAGCCAGUGUGACCCCCCAAAUACCUAUCCCAGGGAGGCAGUUCUGUGCUACCCAGGCCUAUGACGGCAGCCGCCCUGAUGAGCUAUCUGUGCCCUCAGGGGCAUGUGUAAAUGUGCUGGAAAUCUCAGACCGAGGCUGGUGGCUAUGCAGGUAUAAGGGUCGGACAGGCCUACUCCCUGCAGUGUUGCUGAAACCUGAAGGGCUGGGCUCCCUCCUGGGCAGGCCAGGGCUCCCAGACAGCAGUGGGGCAGAUGAGGUGGCUGAGGACAGGACCAUUCCCCCUGUAGUGCCGACUCGUCCCUGUAUGAGUGCCAUCCAGAGCAGAUGCUGCUCCAUCACCCGCAGGGCACUGGAACAGGAACAAGGGGCCCGGGUUCCCCCUUGAGGAUUGUAUUGCCCCGCAGAGAGGUUAUACUGUCAAAACCCUGAUCCAGACCUCCCUAAAAAAGCAGGAUGAGGGAUGGGCUCUAUGGCUGGCAGGGCCAUGGGCCAGCCAACUUUCUAGUUCCUCUAAAUAAAACUGGAAUGAUUUCACCCAAA
This is a messenger RNA of Mastomys coucha (southern multimammate mouse), 2137 nucleotides long. RefSeq names its product NADPH oxidase organizer 1 (gene Noxo1). The coding region runs from base 882 to 1982 and encodes 366 amino acids. Gene Ontology annotation, molecular function: phosphatidylinositol binding; superoxide-generating NADPH oxidase activator activity; protein binding. The record is from RefSeq and is a predicted model, not a curated record. NCBI's taxonomy places the organism in Eukaryota, Metazoa, Chordata, Mammalia, Rodentia, Muridae. The transcript is spliced from 9 exons. Gene Ontology annotation, biological process: superoxide anion generation.